Molecule: messenger RNA, 890 nt
Organism: Aedes aegypti (yellow fever mosquito)
Lineage: Eukaryota; Metazoa; Arthropoda; Insecta; Diptera; Culicidae
Product: dnaJ-like protein 60
Exons: 5
Coding region: 104-748 (214 amino acids)
Source: RefSeq, a predicted model, not a curated record
CAUCCCAACUGGUGUAUGUCAGAGUCAGCUGAAGUUUCAUAACACUAGAUACUACGCGGCUCCCAACAUCAGCAUCUAGUGAAAAAAAAUUCUCAUAAUAAUAAUGCUAAGAUUAUCAAAACAUCCUUUGUAUAUCAAAAUUCUCCAAACCACACAAUUAAGAUAUGCGCAUCGUAUAAAUCACUACGAAGUUUUGAAGCUACAGUCGAACUGUACACCGAAAGAAAUCAGAGAAGCAUUCAUAAGAUUAUCCAAAGAAUUGCACCCAGACGUAAAUGCCAGCAACGGCAAUAAGAAAGCCAAUGAAAAAUCAUUCGUGCAGCUGUUGGAAGCGUACAAAGUGCUGAGUAAACCAGAUUCUCGAUCCAGUUAUGACUACGAGCUGGCUAUGAAGGCGAGACCACAAUCCCAUCCAGGAGGAAAUCAAAACAUACAAAAUCAGCACUGGUACCCGAAUUCAGCCCAUUAUCAAGAACCAGAUCCAAACUCAUUUUAUGGCUUUAAAGGAAUCAAAAAAGUUAGCAACUGGACGAUCGUUUUCUAUUGCUUGGUGUUUAUGUUUGUAGGAAUAAUAGUGCAAGCAUAUGCCAUAAGCAAAUCAUUCACCUUUAGCCGUGAGCAAUUGGAUGAAGAUUCUCGAAGAAAUUCUCAAAUGCUUGCGAAAGCUCGAGCCGAAGCUCAAAGCAAUGGGAAUGACGCUCAGCUUGAGCGAAUGAAGGCCACAUUGAAUAAAGAAACAAUGUGGUAGGUAGUUGAAAUCGAAAUGACGAUGUGGCGAUGUACAUAACUCAUCCGGUGUUAAUGUUGGGAUGCCCUAUAUUUAAUAAACUGACUUGAUAUAUUUUGCCAAUUGUGGGCGUAGAAGCAUUUUGUAAAUAACUAUUUCAAAA